Molecule: messenger RNA, 1873 nt
Organism: Ornithodoros turicata
Lineage: Eukaryota; Metazoa; Arthropoda; Arachnida; Ixodida; Argasidae
Gene: Ttc19
Product: tetratricopeptide repeat protein 19, mitochondrial-like
Exons: 4
Coding region: 862-1836 (324 amino acids)
Biological process (GO): mitochondrial respiratory chain complex III assembly
Cellular component (GO): mitochondrial inner membrane
Molecular function (GO): protein binding
Source: RefSeq, a predicted model, not a curated record
CGCCUCACAGCGCAGCCUCCAGGCGUGCUCCUUUGCUCCAGGCGUUGUUGCCUUUGUGCCAUUACACGCAUAGUCUCUCUCGCUCUCCAGGCGUGCUCUCAUCACCUCAAGGUAUUCCACCCGGUAUGCAGUCUUCGAAAGACCCGGCUCUGGACCUGCCCCUUACCCUUCCCGGGUUCGACUCUGCACUACGUGACUGUCCUCUGCAUACCUCCCCUGGAGCACUUGUAAGGCCUUUCGGAAUCGUCCCCUGUCAGGGCGAGCAUCCCUCCUACGGAUCUUCAACGAGAGCUGGAGCCAAGGGGAAGCCCCGAACGAGUGGAAGACCGCGAUGGUGGUCCCUUCACUGAAUCCAGGCUACAUCUGAUACGCGGACACAGUGCGCUUACCUGGAUGAAGAAUAACUUCGGCUUCCCAGCUAAGAAAGGAGCAGCAUCGCUGCAGAACAAUCUGGAUAUUUUGCAUAAUUCCAGCCGCUCGUUUUGCUGAUCUGACUGAUAUACAGUGAGAGAAAGGAACCAACUGUGAUGCUCCGUCCUCAUCUUUCGGGAGGAAGCUGUUGCUGCUGGCCAACUCGCUGCAGCGUCCACCGGCAAGGGCUGUAUAAGUUAAUUAAUAAUAAGAUAAUGAAUCUAAUCAAUCAAGUCAGUGAAAAGUAAGUUGUAUUGUCUGAUUUGAUGAGUCACAGAAUUAAUGAGCUCAUCUUCCUUAUCGUUUUGGCCUACCGGCAUUCCCAGUGUCUUUAAUUUAUUGAUUUAAUUUACUGAAUCGGUGGUGAUCAACCAAUCAAUCAAUAAUGGUAAUGCAAUUAUCAACUGAUCGAUGAUCCCUCCUAUCAUUUUAUAGGCUGAGUGCCGCCUUAUGCUGGGGAACAACAACUAUUGGCAGAAUCGCUAUACCACGGGUGUUCAUCCUCAUUCAUUCAGGGUGUUCACCCUGGGCGGCAUCCUGGCCUUCUUGGGUCUUGAGAAACCCAAGGAAGAUCCUCUCAUUCACACCAUAAAGCUGGGCAUCCUCAGUUGGCAGCGUAAAGAGUACAACAAGGCAGAAUCAAUCCUUCAUGUCGCCCUUAAGAUGGCUCAAGAGCAGAUGAAUGAGAAAGGUGUCACGUACAUCUACGACAUCCUUGCAAAUGUGGCCUUCGACAAAGGGGACCACUCGAAAGCAGAAAAACUUUUCAUAGAAGUCAUGCAGAGAGCUAUUUCCACGGGAAUGCCGCAGGACGACAAUGCGGUUGUCGAGAUGUCGCUAAAACUUGCGCAGCUCUACAGCCUCCGCAACGACACGUCGAAGGCGGAGGAGGGAUUCCAGUUCUGCAUCGACACGCAGAAGAAGAAAAUGUCCGCUAUCAACAUGGCGGACGCGUCUGCGUUGAGCGACUACGAACAGGAUACCCUGCUUCUGUGGGCAAUGUCUAUGGAUGCCUAUGGAAAACACCACAUGAAGCACGACAGGCUCAAGGAAGCGAGGAUCUGCUUUGAGGAAGCUUUGACCGUGUGCGAACAAGUGAACGGCAAACUGCACGACCAGACCCUGGUGCUCUUAAACGACGUCGCAACCGUUUGCUCGCACUUGGGCGAUUUUUCUUCCGCGCACAAAUUUAUUACGGAGGCGAUUCAACGGGGAAAAGAUUCCGAUUCGCCCGACUUGCCGGUGUUCUAUUGCAAUCUUGGAGCAGUUCUUCUGAGGGAAGGGCAGGACUUGGAAAUGGCUGGAAAGGUUUGUCAAGAAGCGCUAAAAUUGGCUAAGAAAAUGAAGCACGCGAAAGCGCUGGAAGACGCUCAAGGUUGCCUGGAUGAGUUGAAGCAGAGAAAGCGCAAUGAGGUCAGGCAAUAAAAUAUACGAGUUUUACUGCCACGCGGCAGUUAGUGCA